AUGAAGGAGCGAAAGGUCAUUUCUGGCAGACCAGCAGCGAACUCUUCGGUAUCAAUCACGCCUAGAAUACUCACGCUUGGAGGAGACCACACGACGACCCUGUCUGCUUUGCGGUCGACCUACCAGAGAUGGGGUCCCGUCUCAGUCAUUCACUUUGACAGUCACAUCGACACUUGGGAUCCAUUGGUCUUGGGUGGUGGAAUCUCCGACUACGCAGGCCUCAACCAUGGAACAUUCCUUCAUAUUGCCCACGAAGAGAAUCUGAUCUUGAAUACCUCGAUCCACGCGGGUAUCAGAGCCCCGUUGAUCCGAAGAAAGGGUGACCUUCGCAAUGACGUCCGAUGUGGUUUCGAGAUUGUCACCGCACGCGACUUGGAUAAGCUUGGAGCCAAAGGAGUCAUCUCGAAGCUUAAGGAGCGAGUCGGCGACACUCGAGUAUACAUCAGCGUUGAUAUUGACGUGCUUGAUCCGGCUUUUGCGCCUGCAACUGGCACUGCCGAGCCUGGUGGCUGGUCUACGAGGGAGCUUCUUACCAUACUCGAUGGCCUCGAGGGACUCUCCAUUGUGGGUGCUGACGUAGUUGAGGUCGCGCCCGCGUACGAUAGUAACGGGGAAACCACUGUUCUCGCCGCGGCCGAGAUUGCUUAUUCAUUGAUCGAUCUUAUGGUUCUCAAGCCUGUCUAG
Colletotrichum costaricense is the source of this 684-nucleotide messenger RNA. Its product is annotated as proclavaminate amidinohydrolase. NCBI's taxonomy places the organism in Eukaryota, Fungi, Ascomycota, Sordariomycetes, Glomerellales, Glomerellaceae. Bases 1 to 684 code for a protein of 227 amino acids. The transcript is spliced from 6 exons. Gene Ontology annotation, molecular function: agmatinase activity; metal ion binding. The record is from RefSeq and is a predicted model, not a curated record.